Manis javanica (Malayan pangolin) is the source of this 617-nucleotide messenger RNA. It is a transcript of the gene PRAP1, whose product is annotated as proline rich acidic protein 1. Lineage: Eukaryota; Metazoa; Chordata; Mammalia; Pholidota; Manidae. The record is from RefSeq and is a predicted model, not a curated record.
GGGCCAUAAAUCCUGAGAGGCCUAGACAGGGAGAAGCAGGGCAGCUGUCUGUGUCACUUGCUCCCCGGAUCUGGAACUGCAGGACCACAGAGCACCUUCUACACUAAGAAGGGGGCCCAACAUGAAGAGGCUCCUCCUGGUCACCAGCCUGGCAGCCGUGCUGCUGCAGGAAGUGGGCUCAGCGUCCCUGCACCAGGUGCUUGUUAAGACCAAAGGCAAAGUCGGGCCCCCUGCGCAGGACACUGAGGAGGCCUGGGGGGCCCUAGCGGCGGAGCCUCCGGACGGUGGAUGGCUCAGGGGGCAGCUCACCGCACCAGGACUUGUGGCCGCCACCUGGGAGACCCGGCAAGGUGCCACAGCCUGGCUGGGGACAGAGGACGCUCUAGGCCGUGUCCCAAGCCCCAGGCAGGGCCCUGAGCCAGACCCUGAGGACCGGUACCACCCCUGGCCUGAGGAGGCCCAGGACGAGGCCCAGCCCUGGUCUUGGGUGCUGCCGUCCCGCCAGGAGCUGCAGGGACCAGAGGAGGACCGAGACUACAUCUACCACCCCAGGGGCACCUCCUGGGGGCCCUGACCCUCCCCACCCAGAGAAAUAAACCCUGCAGAGGCAGAGGCCA